This is a messenger RNA of Linum trigynum, 438 nucleotides long. The record is from the annotation of a GenBank genome assembly. Lineage: Eukaryota; Viridiplantae; Streptophyta; Magnoliopsida; Malpighiales; Linaceae.
AUGGCUUUCAACAAUGCUCAGUUGCAUCCUGCAGCUGUGUGCUUCCUCCCUCGUGAUCUGUCCAACACUGAUAUUCUUCACUCCAUCAAUCUCUGGAUCAUUUCCAAUGCCAAAGCCGGUCGUUCAAUCGGCUAUGUGUCUCUCAUGUUUCAACACAUGAUUAAGUUUGGCCUGGAAUAUUUUGGUGGUCCACUACCUUUUGGCCAUCAAAUCAACAAACUUCUAUACCAGCUUGGUAUUGAUCUGUGUGACAAAGUCACCAUAUGCAAUGUCCUGGAUGACUUACGUCCGCAGCAUGUUUUGGCUAGACUUAAUGCUCUGGUUGGCCCCCGAAAGCCUGUCACUGGCUCAGGGGGAGUCAUGAUCAGUCCUAAAACCUAUCAAUCUGAACGCCUAGCUGACGGCAUCUCGGAUUAUGAGUCUCCUCCAAAAUAUUAG